GUUCAUUCUACACAAAGACGCUAAUAUGGCCGGACAUAUGAUCUUUGCUUCUGUUCUCAUAGCUGCUAGUAUGGUACAUUUUUCGGUAGCGACUGAAGAAAUGUGCUCAAAAUUUUCGUAUGAAAAGGAAAUUAUUGCAAACAUGCUUAAAAUGGAACUCAAAGUUGAAAAAAUGGAACAAGAAGUCAAGAAAAGAAACGAAGAUAUUGUAACAAUGCUUGACACUCAGAAGAAGGAAAUGGAGAAGUUUGCAAAUGACUAUAAAAAUCUUCGAGAUAUUCUUGUAGUUGUGAUGGAAAACAAAACUGCAGCUGUUAACUCUUUUCUUGAGGAUAAAGCGGUAAACGUAUUAGACGACAAAAUAGCAGAAGUUGAUGAUGCGUUGAAAAUAAUGACCAGAAAGGUUGAUGAUGUAUUAAAAGGCGUUGUUGAAAAAUAUCAGAAUGUCUCUACUGUGGCAUUUUCAGCAGCUGCAUCCAAAUCUCAAAACAAGCCUAGAGAUCACCAAAUCAUUCUUUUCGAUUCGAUUCAGACGAACAUUGGUGACGCAUACAAUGUCAACUCCGGUCAAUUUACAGCACCUGUAGCCGGGACCUACGUGUUCACUUGCAGCUUAUUUUCUGGGGUUAAUGUCGAGUUUUGGGCUUAUAUUGCUGUAAACAAAACUCCAAAAGCCCUUUUGAACGAGAGAGGGACUGAUGGUCGACAUGGAAUGGCAAGCCAAACACUGAUUGCACACUUGAAUCCGGGGGACGUUGUUACUGUGAAUACGAACUACGGUGGCGGGUCAAUAAAUGGGGGCAAAUAUUCCACUUUUAGUGGUUUCUUGCUUCGAUAGGAGUCAUUUAUCAUCGCCUACUUUGGCAAAUAUCUCAUAUACAAUAACAUCUAAUACUGUGUAUUUAAAUAUGUUUAUUGCUUUGUAUAAAAAUAAUUUCGGUCUCAGCGGUGUUAAUCACCAAUUUAACACCGGUUUGGAAUGUUGGUGCGAAGGAAUUGACCACGAAAGCCGUAGGCCUGAGUAGUAAAUUCAUUUGGAUCAAAACGAAAAACGGAGUUAAAUAGGCUCAAACCAAUAUUAUUUUGAUCUUAACAUGACAAAAUAAGGGUACAAAUCACUUAUGCUAUUUUUUCAAGUCUGCCGAUAUCGUAUUGUG
Ruditapes philippinarum (Manila clam) is the source of this 1157-nucleotide messenger RNA. RefSeq names its product heavy metal-binding protein HIP-like. NCBI's taxonomy places the organism in Eukaryota, Metazoa, Mollusca, Bivalvia, Venerida, Veneridae. The record is from RefSeq and is a predicted model, not a curated record. The transcript is spliced from 2 exons. Bases 26 to 838 code for a protein of 270 amino acids. Gene Ontology annotation, molecular function: protein binding.